AUGGAGCAUGGAGGGAUGAACCAGGGUGCGCAACGUGGAGGUAUUCCAAACCAGGGUCUGGCUCGGGGCGAUGGCAGAGGUCAAGGUAGCUUUGUUGGAUGUGGUGGUUUCCAACUGGCGAUUCAAGGUUUUCAUCCCAGCUAUGGCAGGAGAGGGUACUAUGGUGGCUACCAGGGAGGUCGGCACCCAUACGGUGGUUGUGGCGGCGGCAGGUACCCCCAUCAACAACAGGGUCACUUCGGCGGGAGAGCCGGCCGCAAUGGCAUAUUCCAGGGUGGUUUUGUGCCAAUAUAUGGUGUGCAGGCUAAUCAAGGACACUGGGGUGCUACGACCACAGGAGCAACUACUCUAGUACCCCCUCAAGUGGGUGUACCUGUGCCUGUGAAUCAUCAAGGCGUAAGGGAAAAAGGUGAUGUUCCAGUGUUUCAGGGCAUCGUGCCUCUGGCUAAUGGUGGCAUACAAGUGAACGUGGUUCCUUAA
This is a messenger RNA of Phragmites australis (common reed), 480 nucleotides long. RefSeq names its product feruloyl esterase B-like. Bases 1 to 480 code for a protein of 159 amino acids. The transcript has a single exon. NCBI's taxonomy places the organism in Eukaryota, Viridiplantae, Streptophyta, Magnoliopsida, Poales, Poaceae. The record is from RefSeq and is a predicted model, not a curated record.